Messenger RNA from Paramecium octaurelia, 706 nucleotides. Lineage: Eukaryota; Ciliophora; Oligohymenophorea; Peniculida; Parameciidae. The record is from the annotation of a GenBank genome assembly.
AUGUUGAAAUGUAAAUUCAAGUAAAAUUAUUCUAGAAAAGUACUAAAAAGAGAUUAGCGAUAACAGUAAGCUUCUUCUUCUUAACACUGUUUUACUUCUAAGAAAGAAAUGUAAAAUUUCUAAAUAACAUUCUUAUUUAAUUUGUUAUAUCUCAUUUCCUUAUCUUUUAAUUAAUUAUUAUUAAUCUUUGAACUUAUUCUCAAAAAAAUCCAUGUUUAAGAUAAUUAAACGAAAGUACUCGAUAUAAAAGUAAUUUUAGCUGAUGAUGACAAUUCUAGAUAAUGUAGCCCUGCUUUAGAUUCAAGACUCUUGGAAGUUAUCAGGGAUCUACCCCAACAUUUAAAAUAGAAGUUAGACAGUUUAAUUCAAAAAACUAAUUAUCAGUUGAUUAAAUAAAAUGAUGAUUGUAUUUAUUAUGGAAUAAUGGAAAAUUACCAAAAAUAAGGGGUAGGAGUUUAGAUAUGGCCAAAAAUAGGAAAUUUAUUAGAAGGGUAAAGAAUAUUACAUGAUAUUUAGCAAAUGGGAAAAUGAUCAAUUAGAGGGUUAUUGUAGAAUGAAUUAUGCAAAUUGAGACAGGUAUAAUUUAUUUCUAAUUUAACUCUGUUUUGAAUGCAAUUUUUAAUAUGGAAAAACAAAUGGGUUCGGAAUCUUUAAAUCUUAAGAUAAAUUAUUGAAAUGUAUAAUAAUGAAAAAAUGAAUAGGACUA